Molecule: messenger RNA, 1285 nt
Organism: Syzygium oleosum
Lineage: Eukaryota; Viridiplantae; Streptophyta; Magnoliopsida; Myrtales; Myrtaceae
Product: PIGF/3-ketodihydrosphingosine reductase fusion protein-like
Exons: 9
Coding region: 1-795 (264 amino acids)
Biological process (GO): GPI anchor biosynthetic process
Cellular component (GO): endoplasmic reticulum membrane
Source: RefSeq, a predicted model, not a curated record
AUGCUGCAAAUGUUGGCCCGUCUCUUCUUUUCAAACGACGAGUCCGACGAGUCCGACGAGCCACCGUCGUCGAGCACGGAGGAGACGAAGAGGAAGAAGCGGAGGCCGCCGCCGAAGGCCUCCGGCGAGGCUUCCGUGACCGGAGAACUCGCCACGCUUCACGCUCUCUCGCUCCACCUGGCGUGCGGGCUGAGCUUGGCGGCGGCGGCGCCGCUGCUGUGGAUCGCCACCCGCGGCGUCGAAUCCGCCAAUCUCGUCUCCGAUCCUUCUCGAGCUCUCCGUCUCGUUUGGGUCAUCGAGUGUCCGAUCGCGAUCCUUCUCUACGGUCUUGUCAGGGAGAGGCCCGCGCAAACCUCGUAUGUAAGAGCUGUCCUUCGCGGUGCGCUCGCGUUGCCAGCCGGGGCUCUUGUUAAUGCUUUGGGAGCUAUUGCAUUGGGUGCGCCUGUUGGGAUACAGUACUUGGUGAAGACCGUUAACUGGUCCCUCGUGAUGUCGACCUUGACCUUCGUGCCGGCCGCUUGUGUUUUUGGUGCCUCAUGGAACAGUUGGCAACGUAUCUUCGCAUUUACAAAACCAAUCAGUUCUGUGGAUUUCAUGAUUUGUCUGCCUGCUCAUGGUGCAAUUAUUGGAGCUUGGUUUGGUGCAUGGCCUAUGCCGCUUGAUUGGGAAAGGCCAUGGCAGGAGUGGCCGAUCUGUGUGAGUUACGGAGCCAUCAUAGGGUACCUUGUUGGGAUGGUGGCAUCUCUGGGCUUUAUUCUCCUUCGACGUGGACAUCAUCAUGUGAAAGUAGACUAGUGGACUGACACGGGGAAUAUCAUUGGCAAUUGUAUUGCUGGAGCUGCUUAGAGAUGACUACGGCACCCUUCACAAUUUUUAACAAAUCCUGUUAACAGCAGAUAUGAUUGUCCCUCCUAGUUUCAUAUGCUUUCGCGAGGAAUCUACCUUAACAUUUUUCGUCUACUUAUGCUUCACGGGUGUUUCAGGGUGCACACCUGAACUGCUAACUGAUGUCAAUGCCAAUUAUUCAAUGACGACAGCAAUUCUAUUGACAUCCUGGUAGGUAAUUAUUUAGCUUCUCAAAAACCCAUUGACUCUAAGGCAGUGAAAAGGCUAUCAGUGCGAAGAAGCAAAAUUUUUAUAGGAAAAGUUGUGUCCAUUAAUGUUGUACAUACUUAUGUAGGAGUGCAGUCAGCAGACUCAGAACAGCUUGUGCUAGCCUAGUUUCAUAAUUGUAUGUUUACUGUCAAAUUUUUUUGUUGUUGUCGUUAAAGUAUGUUCCUAUGCA